Tripterygium wilfordii is the source of this 1678-nucleotide messenger RNA. RefSeq names its product 2-hydroxyisoflavanone dehydratase-like. Gene Ontology annotation, molecular function: hydrolase activity. The transcript has a single exon. The record is from RefSeq and is a predicted model, not a curated record. Lineage: Eukaryota; Viridiplantae; Streptophyta; Magnoliopsida; Celastrales; Celastraceae. The coding region runs from base 142 to 1176 and encodes 344 amino acids.
UUUUCGAAAAAUUGCUCUUCGCAGUUUGCUGCCUCAUCUAAGUUCAGUUCAUUGAUUUCAAUCACUGUAUUGCUUUUGUAUCCUCGUUUCACUUCCUCUUCAAUUUCCCGAGAACCAAACAGAAAAUUUUCUCUCUUUCCAAUGGCAUCUCCAUCCGAAGAAGUGGCAAAGGCGAUGUCUACUUAUAUCCGUGACUACAAUGAUGGUUCAGUAACUCGCCUCCAAAACUCGCCAUACGUGCCACCAUCACCAACCCCAGAUCCAGUUACUGGUGUGACAUCAAUGGACAUGACCAUCUCUGAAAACCCCAAAAUCUCUGCUCGUCUCUACCUCCCUCAACUCGAACAACAAUCCCAAAAGCUCCCAAUCCUUGUCUAUUUCCAUGGAAGUGGGUUUUGCGUUGAAUCUCCAUUUUCAUUUAUUCACCAUCGUCACAUCAAUCUUCUGGUCUCUCAAGCCAAAGUUGUUGCGGUCUCUGUUGCUUACAGGCUGGCUCCGGAGCAUCCUCUGCCUGCGGCGUACGAGGACAGCUGGGCUGCUCUCAAUUGGGUCGCAUCUCACUCAAAUUCAGCCAAAAACAAGACCAAUAAAGAAGAUUCAUGGUUGUUGAAUUACGGCGAUUUUGGCAGGGUUUAUGUAGGAGGUGAUAGUGCUGGUGGUAAUAUAGCUCAUAACAUGGCAAUGAGAUCAGGAUCUGAGAACUUGGAAAACAAUGUGAAAAUCUUGGGUGCCUUUCUUGGGCAUCCUUAUUUUUGGGGAUCAAAACCGACCGGAUCGGAAAAUGAUCCUAUGCCCAAGCUGUCUGUGAUUUCCGACUCAGAAACAUUUGCCUCAGAUCCUGUUUUGGGUCAUGAGAAGUCUUUCCCAUCUUUGCUUUGGAGCUUUGUUUACCCAUCAGCGCCUGGAGGCCUUGAUAAUCCAAUGCUAAAUCCGGAGGGUCCCGGGGCGCCGAGCCUGGCGAGGCUGGGGUGUUCGAGGUUGCUGAUUGUUGUGGCUGGGAAGGAUGAACUGAGAGACAGAGGUGUGAGGUACAGUGAAUUGGUGAAAGAGAGUGGUUGGAAAGGUGAAUUGGAGUUUCAUGAAGAUGAGGGAGAGGAUCAUGGAUUUUAUGUUACGAAUCCUGAGACUCUGAAAGCUAAGAACCUGAUCAAACGUCUGGCUUAUUUUCUCAAGUGAUUAGUGUUUAAUCAGAGGUUCUGUACUUGGAUGCCGUGGUUAAUAUGCGGCGGUUACAGACCUACGGUGAACGGCAGGAGAACGGCGAAGCUUCUUCCAGUCCAGUAGUAAGGUAUUGCAGCCAUUUACGUAUAUUAUGAAAAUGGGUCGUGGAAUUAAAUGGUUUUGCUUCCAAAUCAAGAUCUAAUGGUUCAGACUCCAGACUACUUUUCUUCUACAAGGACAUGCAGAUGUGGGGUAGAGAAACUCCGAUCGUACAAAGUGCGGGGAAGAAGACGCCAAUAAUACAAACACUUGGAUCGCAUCGUAAAUACAUUUGCAUGUCUUGAUAUUUGUGGGCUUCCUUUACAUUUUGCUUUCUACUUCAUUGAUUGAAUGGACCCUCAUGUGGGAGUGGUAUUGUACUAUUGUUUUCACAAUUCAAGAGCCCAUCGAGCUGGUGAAGAUAUAUCGUCAUCCAUGACAACAUAAGAACAAUCAGAAUGGCCCUAAUUUGUUAGGG